Messenger RNA from Equus caballus (horse), 1835 nucleotides. RefSeq names its product enolase 1 (gene ENO1). The record is from RefSeq and is a predicted model, not a curated record. Lineage: Eukaryota; Metazoa; Chordata; Mammalia; Perissodactyla; Equidae. Gene Ontology annotation, molecular function: phosphopyruvate hydratase activity; magnesium ion binding. Gene Ontology annotation, biological process: glycolytic process. Gene Ontology annotation, cellular component: phosphopyruvate hydratase complex.
CGAGCUGGGCAGGAAGUCGGAGCAGGGGGCGAGGAGAAGAGCUCUGGGACUUGCAGCGUGUGGUCCUUUUGGUCUGACGCUCGCCCUCGUUGUCUGCAGCAGCCUCUGCUUCUUCCCGCGCGGCGACACCCGGCGGCCAGGACUUCACCAUGUCUAUUCUCAAGAUCCAUGCCAGGGAGAUCUUCGACUCCCGUGGGAAUCCCACUGUUGAGGUUGAUCUCUGCACCUCAAAAGGUCUCUUCAGAGCUGCUGUGCCCAGUGGCGCCUCAACUGGUAUCUAUGAGGCGCUGGAGCUCCGGGACAAUGAUAAGACGCGCUACAUGGGGAAAGGUGUCUCCAGACCCAUUAAGUAUAUUAAUGAGUUCCUGGCUCCAGCCUUGUGCACCCAGAAGCUGAGCGUCGUGGAGCAGGAGAAGAUUGACAAACUGAUGAUAGAGAUGGAUGGAACGGAAAAUAAAUCUAAGUUUGGUGCAAACGCCAUUCUGGGAGUGUCCCUGGCUGUCUGCAAGGCUGGAGCUGUUGAGAAGGGGGUGCCGCUGUACCGCCACAUUGCUGACUUGGCUGGCAAUUCUGAAGUGAUCCUGCCAGUUCCGGCUUUCAAUGUCAUCAACGGUGGUUCUCAUGCUGGCAACAAGCUGGCCAUGCAGGAGUUCAUGAUCCUCCCUGUUGGUGCAGCCAACUUCAGUGAAGCCAUGCGCAUUGGUGCAGAGGUUUACCACAACCUGAAGAACGUCAUCAAGGAGAAAUACGGGAAAGAUGCCACCAAUGUGGGGGAUGAAGGCGGGUUUGCUCCUAACAUCCUGGAGAAUAAAGAAGCCCUGGAGCUGCUGAAGAAUGCCAUUGGGAAAGCUGGCUACACCGAUAAGGUUGUCAUUGGCAUGGACGUGGCUGCCUCUGAGUUCUUCAGGUCAGGGAAGUAUGACCUGGACUUCAAGUCACCCGAUGACCCCAACCGAUACAUCACACCCGAUGAGCUGGCCAACCUCUACAAGUCCUUCAUCAAGGACUACCCGGUGGUGUCUAUCGAGGACCCCUUCGACCAGGAUGACUGGGAAGCGUGGCAGAAGUUCACCGCCAGCGCAGGAAUCCAGGUGGUGGGAGAUGAUCUCACUGUGACCAACCCAAAGCGGAUUGCCAAGGCCGUGGGCGAGAAGUCGUGCAACUGCCUCCUGCUCAAAGUGAACCAGAUCGGCUCUGUGACCGAGUCCCUCCAGGCGUGCAAGCUGGCCCAGUCCAAUGGGUGGGGCGUGAUGGUGUCUCACCGCUCUGGGGAGACUGAAGAUACCUUCAUCGCCGACCUGGUGGUGGGGCUCUGCACUGGACAGAUCAAGACUGGUGCACCUUGCCGAUCCGAGCGCUUGGCCAAGUACAACCAGAUCCUCAGAAUUGAAGAGGAGCUGGGCAGCAAGGCUAAGUUUGCCGGCAGGAACUUCAGAAACCCCCUGGCCAAGUAAGCUCUGGGCGUGCAAGCCUGGGUUCUGCAGUCACUGGUCAGCUCAUUAGACCUCUGCUCCCAGCGUCCACACCGGCGGCUCAAGGCCCCAGCCAGUCCUUGCAGGGCGUCUGGUAGUUGUUAACUGGCCUCUCCCACCUGUACUGUUCUCACUGCUUCCUUAGAACCGCUACAGCCGCCAAGCUUGACCAUCUGGAACCCCGCUGGAAACCCUGGCUCUGUAAUCAUGUGAUUGGCCCAAAUCAUUGUUUUUCUCACCUCGCUUCCCACCAAGUGUCUGGAGCCGUGUGUUGUAUCUACAUUGUCAUCUCUGAGGUGUCCACAGCCAAGGUCCCCAGAGGUUUUGUGUGCAAAAAUAAAAAGGCUUCAGUGACCAGCAGGA